AUGGCAAUUAUAAGUGCACCUGGCCAUAGAAUACAGCUCAUAGCUGGCGUUCUAUUCACGGCGAUACCACUUUGGCUUCUGGCAUGGCACUUUCGAGUGCGGACUCCUCUUUUCGUCAGCCGGCACAUACCCCAUCACAAUGCCUGGACGAUAGACCGCGAAACAUUCAUCCAAGAAUGGAUGGACAAUCAGAUCGGUAAUGAACCGAACAACUCGGCCAUCUCUUUCUUAUGUCGCCAACCAAACAUCAAAUGGCAGCCAGACGUAGUGCUGGAUCUGGACGAUGCCAAUGGUGGGAUAGGCAAUGUUCGAGGCAACAUCUUCGACUUCCUUGGUCUGGCCAUCUUGAGCGGAUCUUCGAUCGUGCUACCUAGCUUUCAAUCAAGAUCUUCGACAGAUCUGAGCGCUCUUUGGAAUGGCAAGAUACCUUUCAGCACAUUCUUCGACGAAGACCACUUCAUAGCCACCUUCGCAGCAGCGUGUCCAAAGAUGACCAUCUACAAACCGAAAGGCAAUCAUUCUCUACCGCCUCCCCUUCACAAUCGCUACGGCAUGCCGAGUAUGCGACAAGAUCUCUACCCAGAUACCCGCGAUACAGAAAAACCAAACACACCUUCAGCGGCGGUAAAAGACCUCCAAUCCUGGAUUCUCGCUCAACCCGACCGCGAUCCCAAGAAUAUCACUCUCAUCAGUGUUGGCCGCACUCUCUGGGAAGGCCUGGAUACCCGCUCUUUACCUCCAGCCGUCCGUCGCGACUUCGGCUCCUCCCUGCGUUUGAUACCAGAAGUCCGCCGUCUAGCUGCCCUGGUAACUUACAAUCUCGCCCUCACCCACCACCUCCACGACAUCGACCCCCGCCUCCCCUACUACCCAUCCUCCUUCCUAGGCGCCCACCUCCGCACAGAAAACGAUGCCAAAAAUGCCGGAUGGUUGGAAAACGCCACACCCUCCGCCCACGCCGAUUUCGACGGCCAAACAGACGCAUAUCUAUCCCAAGCCGUGGAAAGAAACUUGCAAAUCAUAUACGUGGCUUCCGGCAACAUCUCCGAAAUCUCCAAAUUCGCAAAAAAAGCAUCUCUCUUGCAUAAUAUAACCGUCACCCACAAAACUGCCCUUUUAUCACCCACAGACCUUUCCACUUUACAAGCGCUUUCUUGGGAUCAACAGGGAUUGGUUGAUUAUGAAGUUUUGAGGAGAAGUAGUUCGUUUGCGGGAUAUGCGAAGAGUAGUUUUGCGUUCAAUAUUGCUAUCACCAGGAAUGAGUUUGUGGAUUGGAAUAGGGAGAGUUUGAGGUUGAAGCCGGGGGAUCGGAGGAGGGAGGAUUUGGCUUUUGAUGAUGGGGUUAGUAGGAUUUGGGGGAGGUUUGAGUGGCAGGAGGAGAGGAUGUUGAGGGGUGCUUGGCCUUGA
This is a messenger RNA of Aureobasidium pullulans EXF-150, 1407 nucleotides long. RefSeq lists its product as uncharacterized. NCBI's taxonomy places the organism in Eukaryota, Fungi, Ascomycota, Dothideomycetes, Dothideales, Saccotheciaceae. The transcript has a single exon. The record is from RefSeq and is a predicted model, not a curated record. The coding region runs from base 1 to 1407 and encodes 468 amino acids.